AUGGCGAAGCAACUUUUUGAGACAUUUGACGGAGGUGAUGUGACCGAUACUAUUUUGAAAGAAGCAGCCAGCCUCUUCAACGAGCAGUACGGAAUAUGGGGGCCAGGCCCUGCGAACUCUGAACCCGUCCCAAAGCAAGGGAGUCGUGUGAAGCUCAGCAAAGACCACCUACGAGCCCAAUAUCUACCUAACAAUGUAGAUUGCUUCUACGUGAGAGUUACGAUCGACGACAAACUGGCAGGGAACGUGUUUGCCUGUCGGUGGAGAGCCAAGGAUAGAACAGUAUGCUGGAUUACUCAACUUGUCGUACACGGUGACUAUCGGGAACGCGGACUUGCGACCUUCCUGUUGAAUGGUCUUCGACGUGACGGCGAUGCUAUCUAUGGCCUCAUGAGCUCCCACCCUGCCGCCUCUCUUGCCGCCGCAAGAUCCUUCGGACAUGGUAUCAACUCGGUUCCCACAAGCUUCAUUCGUGAUAACGCAAAACGUGUCAUGGAACAAUCGCCCACUGACUGCGUUAGAUAUGGUGAGCUUGAUGGCAACCUUUUUGAUGCUACUGAUACAAGUGGGGUUGUUUCGUCCGUUUGUACCAAUUUCUUCGUCGAUCCUACUCAGCCGCUUGAGGCACUGGGAUGGGUGCGAAAAAGAGCUGGAUUGGCCUUUUGGUGA
Messenger RNA from Cladophialophora bantiana CBS 173.52, 669 nucleotides. RefSeq lists its product as uncharacterized. The record is from RefSeq and is a predicted model, not a curated record. The coding region runs from base 1 to 669 and encodes 222 amino acids. The transcript is spliced from 3 exons. NCBI's taxonomy places the organism in Eukaryota, Fungi, Ascomycota, Eurotiomycetes, Chaetothyriales, Herpotrichiellaceae. Gene Ontology annotation, molecular function: acyltransferase activity, transferring groups other than amino-acyl groups.